Molecule: messenger RNA, 2736 nt
Organism: Tripterygium wilfordii
Lineage: Eukaryota; Viridiplantae; Streptophyta; Magnoliopsida; Celastrales; Celastraceae
Product: heat shock protein 90-6, mitochondrial-like
Exons: 20
Coding region: 96-2471 (791 amino acids)
Biological process (GO): protein stabilization; protein folding; cellular response to heat
Cellular component (GO): perinuclear region of cytoplasm; plasma membrane; cytosol
Molecular function (GO): ATP-dependent protein folding chaperone; ATP hydrolysis activity; ATP binding
Source: RefSeq, a predicted model, not a curated record
UCCGUGCAAAACCCAGCUUAAACCCUUGUGUUGCUCCUCUCCACUAAGGUUUCAGUACUGCUUAACGGUGUGGUCCGUCUCCAAGCUUCUCCAUCAUGCACAGGCUCUCUAGGCGCUCCGUCUCGGCUAUCCUGCGCAGUGGUGGCUCGCGACACCGUGCCGUCGCAUCCUCUAGUCCUUUCAGUGAUUCUGUUUUAGAGGGUGAUACCCGGGUUAGAUGGUUCUCAGUUUUGAACAGUGGUAGGCAUAGCACAAUUGGUGCCUCAACUCAAUUAAUCUUGAAAAAUGGCAUUUUCUUGAGUAGCCGAUGUGAGUCAACGGCAGCAGCAUCAGAAAAUUCGGAUUCUCCUCAUCCUCCAGCUGAGAAGUAUGAGUAUCAAGCAGAGGUUAGUCGUCUCAUGGACCUUAUUGUUAACAGCUUAUACAGCAACAAGGAUGUGUUUCUUCGGGAACUUAUCAGCAAUGCAAGUGAUGCGCUGGACAAGUUGCGUUACCUUAGUGUUACUGAUCCUGCGCUUUUGAAGGAUGGAGUCGAUCUAGAUAUCCGAAUCCAAACUGACAAAGAAAAUGGUAUUGUGACCAUCACUGACACUGGCAUUGGUAUGACUCGUCAAGAACUAAUUGACUGUCUUGGCACUAUUGCACAAAGUGGAACUUCAAAGUUUUUGAGAGCACUGAAGGAUAGUAAAGAUGUUGGUUCUGACAGCAACUUAAUUGGCCAGUUUGGUGUGGGCUUUUAUUCUGCAUUCCUGGUUUCUGAUCGGGUGACGGUCUCUACAAAAAGCCCAAAGUCUGAUAAACAGUAUGUGUGGGAAGGUGAGGCUAAUGCCAGCUCGUAUAUUAUUAGGGAGGAGACAGACCCUGAGAUGCUUAUCCCAAGAGGAACUCGCCUUACGAUAUAUCUUAAGCGUGAUGAUAAAGGUUUUGCGAAUCCAGAAAGGGUUCAGAAGCUUAUCAAGAAUUAUUCUCAGUUUGUUUCAUUUCCAAUAUACACUUGGCAGGAGAAGGGAUACACAAAAGAGGUAGAGGUUGAUGAAGAUCCAGCCGAAGCCAGAAAGGAUGGUCAAGAUGAGAAAGCUGAGAAGAAGAAAACCAAAACUGUCGUUGAAAGGUACUGGGAUUGGGAGCUCACGAACGAGACCCAACCAAUAUGGCUCCGCAACAACAAGGAAGUCACUACAGAGGAAUACAAUGAAUUCUACAAGAAAACCUUCAAUGAAUACUUGGAUCCUUUAGCAUCUUCACACUUUACAACAGAGGGUGAGGUAGAAUUUCGGUCUAUACUUUAUGUUCCAGGCUAUGCACCCUCGGGGAAAGAUGACAUUAUUAAUCCCAAGACGAAAAAUAUCAGGCUUUACGUGAAAAGAGUGUUUAUUUCAGAUGAUUUUGAUGGAGAAUUGUUCCCUCGAUACUUAAGCUUUGUCAAAGGUGUUGUGGAUUCAAAUGACCUCCCUCUCAAUGUCUCACGUGAAAUUCUUCAAGAAAGCCGCAUCGUACGAAUAAUGAGAAAGCGUUUGGUUCGAAAGGCUUUUGACAUGAUGCUAGGAAUAUCAUUGAGUGAGAAUAGAGCAGACUAUGAGCAGUUCUGGGAAAAUUAUGGCAAAUACUUGAAAUUGGGUUGCAUUGAAGAUAAUGAAAACCACAAACGUAUUGCACCAUUGCUUCGAUUUUUCUCUUCCCAGAGUGAGGAAGAGAUGAUUAGCUUGGAUGAGUAUGUUGAGAACAUGAAAGCUGAGCAGAAGGAUAUCUAUUUCAUUGCUGCUGAUAGUGUGACCAGUGCUAAGAAUACACCCUUCCUGGAGAGACUUCUUGAGAAGGAUCUUGAAGUGUUAUUUUUGGUUGAUCCUAUUGAUGAGGUUGCCAUCCAGAAUCUCAAAUCAUAUAAAGAUAAAAAUUUUGUCGACAUUAGUAAGGAAGACUUGGAUCUAGGUGAUAAGGAUGAGGAAAAAGAGAAGGUGAUAAAGCAAGAGUAUGGCCAAACCUGUGACUGGAUCAAGAAACGCUUGGGUGACAAAGUUGCUAGUGUCCAAUUAACCAACCGCCUGAGCUCAUCACCUUGUGUGCUUGCGUCUGGGAAGUUUGGUUGGUCUCCGAACAUGGAGAGGUUAAUGAAGUCUCAAACCGUUGGUGAUACCUCUAGCCUAGAGUUCAUGAGAGGUAGAAGGGUGCUUGAGAUCAAUCCUGAGCAUCCAAUUAUCAAGAACUUAAAUGCUGCAUGCAAGACUAGCCCAGAUGAUGAAGAUGCACUUAGAGCUAUAGAUCUUCUGUAUGAUGCAGCCCUGGUUUCUAGUGGUUUUACUCCUGAGAAUCCCGGGCAACUUGGUGGGAAGAUAUAUGAAAUGAUGGGCAUGGCCCUUUCAGGCAAGUGGUUAUCAGCGGUUGAAGUUCCACAUCCAGUAGGCCCGAACCACCACCCAGAAGCAGUAGAAGCCGAGAUUGUUGAGCCAGUUGAAGCUGGUGGUCAGAAAUGAGAAGAAAGAUUUUCUACAUUUUACCUUAUCUUUCCCUAUUUUAUUUAGGUAUAAAUAUUCAUACAAAUAUGUUCAGUAGAAUGCAAUAGAUUUAGUUAUUAGAGCCUGUUGGAUUCGUGAUUUAGUUUCGAAUUCAAGCUUAAUGUUCAUCGCAAACUGAAGGUCAUGGACAAACAACUCCUUUCGGACUGAGUAUUCGUCGGUGAAACCAUGUAACAUCUUCUUCCCUAAUUAAUAACAGUUUCUUCAUUUAUAUAAUUCAUCA